GCUGGGAAAAUGGCGGGGUUUUCUGAGCCGGUGGUGUUUUCCUCUCAGCAGGACGAAGAGGCUGUGGCCGGGACAGCCAGCCAGGCCUCGGUCUCCGCCACUCCCCGAGAGGACUUCCGAGUGCGCUGCACCUCGAAGCGGGCCGUGACGGAAAUGGUAGAGCUGUGCGGCCGCUUUGUGCAGAAGCUCGGGGACGCGCUGCCGGAGGAGAUUCGGGACCUCGCGCUGCGGGAUGUGCAGUGGACUUUUGAAUCAGCUGUACAAGAGAAUGUCAGCAUUAAUGGGCAAGCAUGGCAGGAAGCUUCAGAUAAUUGUUUUAUGGAUUCUGAUAUCAAAGUGCUUGAAGAUCAGUUUGAUGAAAUCAUAGUAGAUUUGGCAACAAAACGUAAGCAGUACCCCAGAAAGAUCCUUGAAUGUGUCAUCAAAACUUUAAAAGCACAACAUGAAGCUAUGAAGCAAUACCACCCUGUUCUACAUACAUUGGAUCUGAAGUGUGACCCUGAUCCAGUUUCCCAGAUGGAAAAUUUGAAAUGCAGGGGAGAAGUCAUAGCUAAGGAGAUCAGUGAAGCCAUGAAGGCUUUACCUGCGUUAAUUGAGCAAGGAGAUGGAUUUUCCCAAGUCUUAAAGAUGCAGCCUGUAAUCCAUCUGCAGAGAAUCCACCAAGAAGUCUUUUCCAGUCGUCCUGGGAAAACAGAUGCUAAGCCUAAGAGCUUCGCAGCACAAAUAGAAACCACUCCAACAGACACUGCUUCCAGGAAAGCCUCUAACAUGGUACUUAAAAGAAAGCCAGCUGCAAACUGUCCCCAGAGAAAGUGCUAUCCACUGCGGCCAAAGAGAAUUAAUCUUGAUACGUGAGCCUUUGUUGUGGGAGUUGAAAAUAGGCAUGAUCAACAUGUAGGUUACAGACUAGCACUGAGACAGACUUCAUUUAAAACAGCAAGUAACUACUGGCAUUCUGGGAUAUGGUGUAAUACAGUGUGUCCUCACCAUUUCAUUUCAGUUUUUUUCAUAUUGACAUGAAGCCCAUCGAUGGACAUUAAGAGUGCAAAUUUUUACUUCCUUAAGUGCCACCAGCUCUUGACGGCCUUGCAGCUUCUGUGGAGUCUCACAGGUCACGUAUUCUGUUGGGUUUCCUUGAUGUACAUCUUUCUUUAAAGGGGGCAGGCUAUGAAAUGUUCUUUAUUCAAGUGCUGAAAACUAACCACCAACUCUACCCGGCAGAAGACACAUUUUUUUAGACGCAGCUUGACCUGUCAGAAUAAUGUGAAAAUGACAUUAUAGGCUUUGCUUUGUUCUAAGGUCAGUUAAUUUGGAUUUGUGGGAUUAAUUUUAGGAUUUGGUCACUAAGACAAAGAAGACAAUUAUUUGUGUGAGAAUUAUUCUUAAAAAUUGGUGUCUGGUCAAUGUUUCUUGCCCACACUUCUUUUCCUACAUUUUCAUAUAAUUUGACUUGAAGUAAAUAGUUUCUUUUUAGUAUUCUUCGUUUAUUUCUAAAUAGAUCCUUCCAGUUCAAAGCAUAUACAAGAUCAGUACAUUGGCAUAUUGUUAUUUUGCAACAAGUUCUACUAUGCUGAACUGUUUUGCAUUUAAGGAUGUUUGUAUAUGUGAUACAUAAUCAUUGGUAGCAAGUCUGAUGAAGCUGUAUCUAUUGCACUCCUAAUGUUUGGCAACUCUCGUAGCUUAUUGUGCCUCUUACUCAUACUCCACAGCAGACAGGAGCAUCCAGCUGACUGUCCAUUUCCUCUUUUUGCUGACUAUACUUUCAUCCAUUUUCAGAGGAAUUUAGUAAUCAUGACUGGGAAAAUUGUCCAUCUCUUGCUUGUUAUGUCCUAAUCAUAAAGAUAUAAAUAUGUUGGGUCUAUCACAGUGAAGAAAACUAUUCUAAAGCCACUUAAUUGCAUUCUUGCAUUCUGUUUUGAUGUUAUAAUUUGAGAUCUGUGUAUUUGUA
Messenger RNA from Castor canadensis (American beaver), 1948 nucleotides. RefSeq names its product NSL1 component of MIS12 kinetochore complex (gene Nsl1). Gene Ontology annotation, cellular component: MIS12/MIND type complex; kinetochore. Gene Ontology annotation, biological process: mitotic sister chromatid segregation. NCBI's taxonomy places the organism in Eukaryota, Metazoa, Chordata, Mammalia, Rodentia, Castoridae. The record is from RefSeq and is a predicted model, not a curated record.